AUGGGAAACAAUGUCCAAGACCUCCUACAGAGUUCCACCCAUCAAUGUCUGCUGAUUCCCAAGACCAGUUUUGUCUCGAACCACGAGGAAGACUCCAGUUCCGAAGAACCAGAAGAACUGCGGUUUGAAAAGACACAGGAUGAACCAAAUGAUGCGCAGAUCAAAGAAGAGGAGAAGGAACUGUUAAUCCAUCGGGAAGAUCAGCAGCUAGAAAUGAAGCAAGAGACUGAGACCCCCUCUGUGGAAACGUCUUCUGAAGAGGAAACGGACGACAGUGAUCUCGACCAAAAUGGGGCUGAACUCCUCUCUCAGAGUCAUGCUAAAGCAGAGGACCAAAACCAGGAAAUAUCUGGUGAGAAGCCCUUCCUAUGCGGGGUCUGUGGCAAGAGCUUCGGCCGAAAAUAUGGGCUUAACAGCCACAUGAGAACUCACACAGGAGAGAAAUCGUAUUCCUGCGACGCGUGUGGCAAGGCCUUUAGUGACAGCGGUCAGCUGAACACUCACGUAAGAAGCCUUUCCAGUGUCGGCUCUGCGGGCAAAACCUUCAUGAGAAAAAACUGCCUGAAAUGUCACAUGGUUACUCACACUGGUGAGAAGCCCCACACCUGCGAGCUGUGCGGCAAGUCUUACGGCGUCCGCGCUAACUUGACCGCUCACAUGAAGACGCACACGGGCGACAGGCCUUUCACCUGUCUAACCUGCAAGAGAAGCUUCAUCACGAAGUCGGCUCUGAAUAGCCACAUGAGCACCCACUCGGGUGAGAAGCCUUUUUCCUGUCCGACCUGCGGGAAAAGUUUCCGCGAGAAAACCUUCAUGACGGUGCACAUGAAGACGCACACAGAGGAGAAACCGUUCUUGUGUCCCGUAUGUGGGAAGAGGUUCAGUCAAAGGAGGUAUUUGACCAAGCACAAAAGGGGCCACACAGAUGACAAGCCGUACACCUGUGAGGUGUGCGGCAAAGGCUUCUGCCAGAGUUGCGAUUUGACCUCUCACAUGAGAACCCACACAGGAGAGAAGCCGUUUCCAUGUCUGACCUGUGGAAAGAGUUUUGGUAAAAAAAGUAAUUUAAAUAUACACAUGAGAACUCACACAGGCGAAAGGCCCUUCCAGUGUCAGACGUGUGGGAAAGGUUUCAGAGAAAAAACAUCUUUGAACAGACACACGGAAACUCAACACCCAUAAAAAAAAGUAUCAUUUCUGACAUAAGUAAUUUGACUUCCACGCCUCUGUUGAGUCUGGCUUGACGUGAAUAAACUCUAACCCUGAGGGGAAAAAAGUGCUUUCCUGAACAAAUUCAGAUUAAAACAAAACUUUUCCAUAGAUGAUGGUCACAUAAUAGCGGUUCAUCUUAGCUAAUUAGAAGAUCAUCAAAAAUUGAUUUCUUUCAGUUAUGUAAUUAAAAAAGGGAAAUGCAAUUAUUAUGUAGAUUGAUAACACACAGAUUGAUGUUUCAAUAGUUCAUAUCUGUUGUUUUUGAUGAUCGUGGCCAAUAGCUAAUGAGAAAAAAUUCAACCCAGACUAACUCCUGACAAAAUUGGAAUAUUAUAUAACACCAGUGAAAAAGAUUUUUACUACAGAAGGGUUGGUUUGCUCACACUGCACAGGACAAAUAUCCGGUCGGAUGUCCUUUGGCAUAAACUACUGUAUCAAUGUUCUGCUGAGGUGUCUA
Messenger RNA from Fundulus heteroclitus (mummichog), 1669 nucleotides. RefSeq names its product zinc finger protein OZF-like. The transcript is spliced from 4 exons. Bases 1 to 1182 code for a protein of 393 amino acids. The record is from RefSeq and is a predicted model, not a curated record. Gene Ontology annotation, cellular component: nucleus. Lineage: Eukaryota; Metazoa; Chordata; Actinopteri; Cyprinodontiformes; Fundulidae.